This is a messenger RNA of Dermatophagoides farinae (American house dust mite), 4044 nucleotides long. The record is from RefSeq and is a predicted model, not a curated record. Lineage: Eukaryota; Metazoa; Arthropoda; Arachnida; Sarcoptiformes; Pyroglyphidae.
UAAAUUUUGUAGAACAAUUAUUUGUCGCUCCCAAAAACACACCACAAUGAAUGAUUGAAAGAAAAAUGUUGAAUGAUGUAGUCAAGUCCUGAUUGAAGUGAAACGAAUAUUCAUUCAAAAAUGCAAUGAUAUGGUGUUUUCUCUAUUUCAUUCUGAGAGCAACAAAAAUGUUUGGACAAUUGAUGGAUUUGCUAUCGGGAAUAAUACCUGUUGCACCUACUACUAAGCCGACCUGCAUGAUUAUUGUGUAUAGUCAUUGUCCAUAGAUAAGCCAUGUUGGUGGAUAGAAUAAUGCAGCAAAAUACAACAAUAAAACAGGAUUGACAUCUAUGACUAUUUUUCCGACAUUCCAAGUUUUUUAUAUAGAUCUUUCGAAUUUAAUCAAAUUGAUGAAUAUAAUUGCGGGUAACGUGUUACAAGUUCCUUUCUAGUGCGCGUGCGUCAAAAUUUUGAAUCCAAAAAUUUACAGAUAAAUUGGACCCAAUAAUUUGCUAAUGAUAAUAUAUUAAUAGGAUUUCGUUGUUUCCGAAGAAUCAGACCAUCAUAAUUCUGCAUGGAUUGAAAAAAAAUUCAAUAGCUCUAAACAAAAUCAGCUGUUUUGAGGGUCGAUUCGAUUCUAUUUCUACCUUGAUAUUCAGAUUUGAUGUGCCGUUUUUCAAUUCCGACACGUGUUUUUUCUAUAACCAAGUUUUUUCGAGAAAGUAGCAAAUUUGCUACUCCAAAUUAUAAUCGUUUGUCAAGAAGAAUGUAUGAAAUAUUGGCAGAAAGUGUUGUGAGUGAUUCAAACAAUGGUCAAACUGUUAUUGCCACCGAAAAAGUAGUCAAAGAUUAUACCGAAAAGUUGCUCAAAAUUCCAAAUUUCUUGCAGCAAAAACAAGAAAAGGGUUUCCUGAUUCGUUCUGAAAGUGAUAAAUUUGACUAUAAAAUUCUCAGACUUGCAAAUGACAUUCGAAUUGUUUUAAUAUCCGAUCCAACAUAUAAACAAUUGUCUCAAUCUGCAAGUGAAGAUAUCGAUGAAUCUAAUGAUGAAAAUGAAGGUGAUGAUGAUGAGGAAAAAAUGUCGACAAUGUCGGAUGAAUCGAUUAUGAAUGGUAAUGUAAAAAAUGCUGCAAUCGUUAUCGGCGUCAAAGUUGGUUCUAUCCAAGAUCCUAAGGAAAUUCAAGGUAUGGCUCAUAUGUUAGAACAUCUUCUAACCAUGGGAUCGGAAAAAUAUCCGGCCGAAAACGCUAUCGAUGAAUUUCUUUCAUCACAUGGUGGAUAUCAAAAUGCACAUACAGAGAUUGAACAUACAAUUUAUGAAAUCAAAGUUCAUCCUAAACAUGUUUCUCAAGUAAUCGACUUGAUUGGCAAUGCUUUCAUUAAACCAUUAUUACGUCAAGAAUCGAUUGAGAAAGAAAUCAAACCGAUUGAUACUGAAUUCGUACAGGCAAAAGAUGAUGAUGAUUUACGUGUGGAUGUUUUGUUAAGUCAUCUAGCUGAUACUGAUCAUCCAGUGAAUAAAUUUAUGUGGGGCAAUAAAAAAUCACUUAUCGAUGAUCCAAAAGCCAACAAUAUAGACGUACACAAAAUGUUAUUGAAUUUUUAUCGAACAUUCUAUCAGCCUGAAAAUAUUGUCGUUGUAGUGCAGGCACAAGAAUCAUUGGAAAAUCUGCAACUAUGGACGACAUCAGUUUUUUCGAAUGUUGUCAAACCCAUGAUGCCCGAUAAUUUGAUGACGAUUGAGAAAUUUCAAGGAAAAUUGCCCUUCAAAUUUGGACUGGAAUCACGAUUUAAUCGUUUGUAUCGUGUUGAAUCAAUCGAUGAUGGAACACGUUUGUUGAUAAAUUGGUGUCUGCAACCGGUCAUUGAUCAAUAUCUAAUAAGUCCUAAUGAUUAUUGGGCAUCAUUGAUCGGUUAUGAAGGAAAAGGAAGUUUGAUAUCCUUGCUACGUGAAAGAAAUCUUGCCAUGGAAAUUUUUACCGAUAGUGAAAUUUUUUGUCAAUCUAAUAAUAAUUUUUUCAUCAUAUUCAACAUUGAUUUACAUCUGACUGAUAUGGGUGCAUCUAAUCUUGAUACAAUCGUGCAGUUAUUAUUCGAAUUUUUGACCGUUCUUCAACGAUCCGGUGCUCAAGAAUAUUAUUAUAAUGAGAAACAGGCGAUUGCAUUGUAUUCAUUCAAUAAGAAAUCAGAAAAAGAUUCACUAUCGAAUUCGAUUGAAUUAGCCAAAAAUCUUCUUUACUUACCGCUAGAGCAUGUUUUAACUGGUACAUCUUUAUUCUAUCAUUAUGAUGAUGAGAUUAUCAAUAAUUUCGGCAGCCAACUGACAAUCGAUAAGGCAAAUUUUAUAGUUUUGAAUAAAAAACUUGAAGAAAAUUUUGAAACACAAGUUGAACCAUGGAUGAAUAUCAAAUAUCAAAGUAGUGAAAUUCCCAAAAAAUGGAAAAGUAAUGCCAAGAAUUGCAGUGGCAAAUCAAAUUAUUUUUACUAUCCAAAACCAAAUCGAUUUUUAGCCAAAAAUUUUGACCUUUUAGCCGAUACACUGCCACAAGAUUGUGCGGAAAGAAAACAAGGUGAUUAUCCGAUGAAGAUUAUUGAUGAGAAACGAAUGACUGUUUGGCAUAAAUGUGAUUUUAAUUAUCGUCUACCAAAUGCUUCGUUUAAUAUUCAUAUUCUUAGUCCAUUCAAUGAAAAUUGUUUAGAAAAUGUUGCAUUCAAUGUUGUUCUACAAGAAUAUCUAACCAUCAUUCUACAAGAGGAUACUUAUGAUGCAUAUGAAGCUCAUAUGAAAUGGGAACUAGCUCGUACAUGUUAUGGGUUGACUUUAGGUGCAAAAGGUUUCAAUGAAAAAUUAACCGAACUUGUCCUUAUUGUUAUGGAACGUUUUUUAUCCGUUGACUUUUCUGAAAACCUGUUGAACUCAAUCAAAAAUGAUAUAAUCAAAGAAUAUCGAAACAAAAAUCGAGAAUCACAAACAUUCAAUCAGGAAAUUUUCUCUUCCAUUUUGAUGGAACGACAUUUUUCUUAUCUAAAUCUUAUACAAAAAAUUCAAACUGUAACCAUUGAAAAUUUAAGGGAUUAUAAUGAAAAGUUUUUGUCAAAUAUCUCAUUCGAAAUUCUUGUUCAAGGCAAUAUAAGCAUCAAGGAAACGAUCGAGCUCGCCAAACGACUUGAAUCAAUGUUUCUGAACAAUAAUAAACAGAUUGAUCCACCAUUAGAACGAAUAAAGCAACGUGUUAUACAAAUACCUUCUGGAAAUAAUCGCAUUCGAUUACUUACAUUGGCCGAUUCAAGUUGUAUGUCUUAUCUGGAAUUAUAUCAACAAUUAGGACCAUUUGAUAUUCGAUCAAAAUGUUAUCAAUCACUUUUUGUUGAAAUGAUAAAUGAACAAUGUUUCCAUGUUCUAAGAACAUGCGAAGGCUUAGGCUAUAUGGUGGGUUGUUGUAGCCAGAAUAUGUUCGGCAUACUUGGUUUCAGUGUUUACGUAGCAUCCGAUGCCGAUAAAUUCGAUUGCUCAUUUCUUGAUAAACGUAUCCGUGAAUUUCUUGAAAAUUAUUGCAAAAAAUUUAUUCAUGAAACAUUAAAUGAAGAAAAAUUUCAUGAAUAUGUUACGGCUGCAAUAACCGAAAAAUUGGCACCAUAUCUUAAUCUUGAUGAUGAAACAACAAAACAUUUGACCGAGAUUAUUAUCUAUGACUAUUGUUUUGAUAGAGCAAAAAAAGAAGCCGCUCAAUUACAAACGGCUAAAUUGCAGGAUUUUCGUAAUUGGACCGAUGAAUUUAUAUUUUUGCCCUGGAAUCAAAGAAAAAUGCUCAGUGUUGAGGUUGUUGGAAAUGGUUGCAAAGCUAUGAACGAAUGUUUGACAUUGGAUUGUCAGCCCGUCUGUAGUGAAUACAUUUGUAAAAAUGAUGAAUCGCAAGUCAUACGAUUAUUACAAUCAAAAUGCAAGGAUGAUCAAUUCAUUGUGAAUAUUGAUGAUUUCCGUAAAAGUUUAUCAUUUUAUCCGAUACAACCAUCGUUAAAAGAUUUGAUUUGAAAAUAAAAUACAUAAUUAUUAUUGAUUAUUGA